GGACGCUCCCUGGUAAGUGAAAGGUGCCCCCGCUGACAGAUGCGGCUCUAGCCGUUUGGCUCGAGACUCCUCUUCGUCCCAGCGCCGCACCAGCGUCACAAGUCGGGCUCGGCGAGAUGGCCCCCAAGAUCCCCCGCCGAGCUCAAGCGGGGACGCUUGUGGUGUUGGGUGCGCUGGUCGUCCUGGCCAGCCUGCGCGCGCUGUCUUCCUCGAGGGGCCCCGCGCCUGGCACCCCCGAGGCGAUCGAGCGCACGAAGGAGCUGCUCCUGAAGGCAGAUGCCGUGUUCUUCGACGUGGACAGCACGGUAUUGAAGACAGAGGGCAUUGACCAGAUGGGCCACUGCUUCGGGGUCAUGAAGGAAAUCGCGGAGCUCACCCACAAGGCCAUGAACGGCAACGUGAAGUUUCAAGACGCGAUGAAUGAUCGUCUGCAGCUGAUGGCCGACCAUGGCAUGACCAAAAGAGGCCUCGACAAGUGCGUCGAAAGGGAGGCAAGGUUUCCGGCAUGGUCGCCGGGCGUACGGGAGGUUGUGAAGAUGUUCCACAAGCAGGGUACCAAUGUCUACCUCGUCUCGGGCGGCUUCAAGAAUAUGCUCUACCCCUUGGCGCUUGAAUUGCACAUUCCACAGAACCAGGUCUACGCCAAUGAGGUACUCUUCGACGAAGACGGCAACUACGCCGGGUUUGACAGGAGCAAUCCUACGGCGGCGUCUGGUGGCAAGCCCAAGGUGCUCAAGAUGAUGAAACGGAAGCAUGGCUACAAGACGAUGAUCAUGUUCGGCGAUGGUGCCACCGACAUGGACGCCCGCACGGAAGGCCCCGCUGCUGCUUUCGUUGGCUACGGUGGUGUCACCGUGCGUCCGAAGAUUCAAGCGGGAGCCGAUUGGUUCAUCACCGACUUCCAGGAGAUUUUGGACGUGCUGCCAAAGGGCCACGAAUUGUAGCUGCCCAGUUCGCAGCGACUCUGGCAGUUGUAAGGCGCCCGCGGGUAACCCGCUAGACUUCUUUUGAAUUGCACUUGCUUCUUCUCCGUCUUCUUGUAUCAAUCGGUUCCCUCCUACCACCGCCCCUUGUGCCUCUUCCUCAAUUCGUUUUAUCCCAAGCCGCCCCAGGCGUUUUUUCAUGCUGUCUUCCAGUAUCAACCGUCUGGGGCACACGGAGCUUCUGGCGCGAGAGACGUAAUGACAGCGUCGAGAUUUUCUACCACGCCGCGUCAAGAAAUGAAUGCUCCUCGACAUCUCUCAGGGCUGCCCAGGUGAACUCUGUGGCGGAAUGCCCCUUUGCACCCAAGUCGGUAUCGGCACGUUUCUUCCUGUCCCGGGACACGGACACGCA
Prorocentrum cordatum is the source of this 1335-nucleotide messenger RNA. NCBI's taxonomy places the organism in Eukaryota, Dinophyceae, Prorocentrales, Prorocentraceae. The record is from the annotation of a GenBank genome assembly.